AUGUGGUUACAGUUAUCCGCUAUCUGUCUCCUGGCUAUUGGAGUACAGAGUCAUGCAGUUUCAUAUACCUCUCGUUCUGACGGUCACGGCCACCACGGACAUGGUCACCAUGGGCGUCAUGACUAUGGGCUCGGGCUACCUUUACCCUAUCAUGGACAUCCAUAUGCCCACGCGCACGGGUACUACAAUCCGCUAUUAGCCUACGGUCAUGGAUAUGGAUACAGCCUUAACCAACAUCACGGACACGGUCACCACGGUCACCACGGUCAUCAUGGACACCACAAUCGCCACGGUCACCACGGCCACCACGGUCACCACGAUCAUGGUCACGGCCACGAUCAUGGAUAUUAUGGUCAUCUUGGUUACGUAAGCCAUGGCCACGGCCACGACUUAGGUCUUGGACAUCUCGCUGGUAUCUACAACCAUGGACACAACUUGGAUUAUAACCAUGGACACAACCUGGGCUAUCACCAUGUACCACAACAUGCUUACUCCAGUGUAUCUGUUAACCACAAUGCAGUCCACCACGCUCCUGUCCACCAUGCCCCAAUCGCCCAUGCGCCAAUCGCUCAUGCCCCAAUCGCCCAUGCCCCAAUCGCUCAUGCCCCAAUCGCCCAUGCCCCAAUCGCUCAUGCCCCACUCGCCCAUGCUCCGAUCGCUCAUGCUCCAGUCCACCACAACGUGGGUCACCUGGGUUACCCUCACGCGCCUCUGCAUUCGAACUACGUUCACGGACACAAUGACCAUGUAAGUAUGUUUUUAAGCAAACUUUUUGAAUUACUAAUUGAUUUACAAGUCCAAGCUAGCGCAGCAGCUUCUACGCUAGAGAUUUGA
Molecule: messenger RNA, 834 nt
Organism: Pieris rapae (cabbage white)
Lineage: Eukaryota; Metazoa; Arthropoda; Insecta; Lepidoptera; Pieridae
Product: histidine-rich glycoprotein-like
Exons: 2
Coding region: 1-834 (277 amino acids)
Source: RefSeq, a predicted model, not a curated record